GAGCCAGCACUAUCUACAAUGUAAGUCUGUUUUAUGAAAUGUCUUCCAAGGGACUUAGCUGCAAGUUUUCAGUCUAAAAAGGUUGGUGGAUGAAGAAUUAUUUUUUAAAGAAUAGAUGUAUUUUUAAAGUUUCUGAUGUGGGAAACUGGGAAUAAAUCAAAGUUCACUUUAUUCCCUUAAUUAUUUUUCAUUUUGGUCUUUUAAUAUAAAGAAACAUAUCUUGUAAUUUUUCUCUGACGAUAUCAAUGUUCUCACUGCUAAAGAGGAAAGAAGCAACGGUAUUUUCCAGUCAACAAAAUGAAGAGACUCAAUCUUCUGAUGCUGUGUUCUUGAAUGGAUGCAAUUAAUAGACUGCUGGCAAGCAAAGCUUCCGAGCCUCCUCACAGAGCACUGUUCAGACAUCAUCGACACCACAGCUCAUCCUGAUGGGUUGUUUUAUCUUCACCAGAGAAAAUGAGACUUUGUCUGUCAGGAACCCUUAUACUGUGCAGACCUCUGUGCCUCUAACGAUCCUGGUGGGUAUCCUCAUCCUGCUAACUGUCUUUGGCAAUGUCAUGGUAGUAAUUGCUGUGAUCACAAGCCGAGCCCUGAGAGCACCUCAGAACUUGUUUUUAGUCUCUCUGGCAUGUGCAGACAUUCUGGUUGCCACCUUAGUCAUGCCAUUCUCUUUAGCGAAUGAGCUGAUGGGUUACUGGUACUUUGGUAAAGUGUGGUGUGAAAUCUACCUGGCUUUGGAUGUGCUCUUCUGCACCUCAUCCAUCGUUCACCUGUGUGCCAUCAGCCUGGACAGAUACUGGUCCGUAACUCAAGCGAUUGAGUACAACCUGAGAAGGACACCACGCAGGAUUAAAUGCACAGUCUUCAUAGUUUGGGUACUGGCUGCCAUCAUUUCAUUCCCACCGCUUAUCACAAUGAAAAAGAAUGAGGGGAACAAGGACAGCCCUGAUUGUAGAAUUAAUGAGGAGAAAUGGUACAUUAUAUUCUCCAGCACAGCCUCCUUCUUUGCACCCUGCAUCAUCAUGAUUAUGGUUUAUGUUAGAAUCUACCAGAUUGCCAAGAAAAGAACAAGAGCCUCGCCAGGUGAAAGGCAAAGAGAAAAUGGCAACUUAGAGGACACAAAGUGUGGUCUGGACCCCCUGGAGAGAAAAGACAGAGGAGGGAGGGAAGUGGAAGAGGGGGACGGCAGAGAAAUCAAUGGGUUCGACAUGGAGGAAGAACCCUCCUCUUCUGAUGGGAAUGAAACCAUGCUAUGUUCCCUGAAGAAAAAGAGGGGUCUAAGGACAGUCAAAGUGGCUCAGAUGAGGCCUGGAGAAACCUCUCCAAAGCCAGAUGUGCAGCCCUGUGUGAGGGUGAGCAAGUGGAAAGGAAGGCAGUACAGAGAGAGGCGCUUCACAUUUGUUUUGGCUGUGGUUAUGGGAGUGUUUGUUCUCUGCUGGUUCCCCUUUUUCUUCACAUACACGCUCGCUGCUUUGUGUCACCUCUGCUGCGAAGGACUUCCAGAGACACUGUUCAAAAUGUUUUUCUGGUUUGGUUACUGCAACAGCUCACUAAAUCCUGUUAUUUACACUAUCUUCAAUAAUGACUUCAGGAGGUCUUUUAAAAAGAUCCUUUGCAAAACAAACAGAAGAGGCUUAUGAAUAAGGUUUUUAUGCAUGAACUUCAAAAACUGCAUCGUUGGUCCUCUACAUUAAGGCUCAAAGCCAGUGUAAAUAUUACAUUAAAAUUAUGUUAGA
Messenger RNA from Seriola dumerili (greater amberjack), 1733 nucleotides. RefSeq names its product alpha-2A adrenergic receptor-like. The record is from RefSeq and is a predicted model, not a curated record. Gene Ontology annotation, cellular component: membrane. Bases 426 to 1637 code for a protein of 403 amino acids. Gene Ontology annotation, molecular function: adrenergic receptor activity. Gene Ontology annotation, biological process: adenylate cyclase-activating adrenergic receptor signaling pathway. NCBI's taxonomy places the organism in Eukaryota, Metazoa, Chordata, Actinopteri, Carangiformes, Carangidae. The transcript has a single exon.